Messenger RNA from Odontomachus brunneus, 1445 nucleotides. RefSeq names its product NAD-dependent protein deacylase sirtuin-5, mitochondrial-like. Gene Ontology annotation, molecular function: NAD+ binding; protein-malonyllysine demalonylase activity; protein-succinyllysine desuccinylase activity. The coding region runs from base 333 to 1139 and encodes 268 amino acids. The record is from RefSeq and is a predicted model, not a curated record. Lineage: Eukaryota; Metazoa; Arthropoda; Insecta; Hymenoptera; Formicidae. The transcript is spliced from 5 exons.
GGCUUACUUCACGUAUUAUAGGUUAGAUGUAGCGUGACAGCUUAAAGUUAGGAUUAGGUUAGAUACACAUAAAUAUACAUAUCCGAUAUUCGAAAUUCAACAGCGAGUGUUAAAAAUAAUAAAAAUCGCAAGAUCGAGAUGAUCAAUUGGAGAAUGAGACUUGCAGUCAGCCGUUCCAAACUCAGCGGAUCGACUGUCGAAGUCCGAGUGAUACGUCAGCUGUUCGUCAGCUGAUCAGCAUAACAAAUACAUCAUUGUCAGUGAUUACUGGCAUUUUAGGACGUGAUUACUUGCGGUUUCGUGAUCACGUGUAUUAUUACACAGGAAAGCUCAUGCAUAACAUCAUGAAGUCGUUUCGCGAGGUACUUUCGAACGCGAAUAACAUCCUAAUCUUAACCGGUAGCGGUAUCUCCGCGGAAUCCGGUGUGCCAACUUUCCGCGGUGCCGGCGGAUUUUGGCGCAGAUAUCAAGCGCCAAAUCUCGCCACGCCGGAAGCCUUCGCGGCGAACCCGUCGUUGGUUUGGGAAUUCUACGAGUAUCGCAGACAAUUAGUCAGCAAAGUUAAACCAAACAAGGCGCAUAUAGCCGUGGCGGAAUUUCAGAAGCGCAAAGCAGCGGAGGGAAAGAAAGUGUCGAUCGUGACACAGAAUAUCGAUGGGCUGCAUCAAAAAGGUGGAGCAAAAGAUGUGGUGGAGCUGCACGGUUCCCUCUACAGGACACGCUGCACCAAGUGCCACAAUAUCUCUAUCAAUGAAAAUAUUCCCAUCUGCUCAUCGUUGGAAGGGAAAGGAUCGCCUGACCCGGGUAUUAUGUCUUCUGACAUACCAGUAGAAGAAUUGCCACGUUGCGAAGUCACGAAUUGCAGCGCACUGCUGCGACCCGAUAUCGUCUGGUUUGGGGAAAAUCUAAAUGAAAAUGUACUGCAGAAAGCUUUUGACCUUGUUGAGACUUGUGAUGCUUGCCUGGUAAUUGGAACCUCGGCAAUAGUUUACCCGGCCGCAAUGUUCGCGCCGCAAGUGGCACAACGUAACGUACCAGUCGCAGAGUUCAAUAUAGAAGAAACACCGGCCACGAAGCAAGUUCAAUAUCACUUUCAAGGCCCUUGUACUACUACUAUAACAGAAGCUUUGGCUCCGUGAAAAACACAAAUAUACAAUAUUCCAGCUUAGUAGCUAAGUUCUUUUAAUGUCAAAUACUACUUACUUCACAGUAGCACACUUCCGUAUUCAGUCCGAGUCGAUUCAAAUAUUGCAACCAUAACUUUUGUUUAGUGGAGAGUGAAUCACCAGGACCUUUCACUUCUACAAUUUUAUACUGAAAGGAAACGAAGUAUAUGAAAUUACAAUUAAAUACAUUUAUUAUAUAACAUAAUGUAACUUGAUUUAUAUAAUAAUCUAUUUGAUCUCUUCUCGAAUUGUAAAUAAAGAAAUAGAUUUACCUGUUUA